CAAGGCCAAAGCAGCAGCCUCGAACAGAGAAGAGCAGAGCAUGCGCGGUCAGUUCACUUCAGUUCUCCAUUGGCAGUAAACACAUCCUACAGACCAUUGCCGUGCAGGACAAGGCCUAAUGAGUCUUCUGCCUUGAGAUACUUCUCUCCUUCUGUCGUCGCUUGUGACCACUAUAUUCAUCAUGCGCCUCUUCUCUUCGAUAUGUGUUUUGCUGUUCGCUGUGAGUGGGUUUGUCGCUGCCAAAAGUGCGGUGGGAAACAGGCUGCUUGUUGUUCUUGAGGACGAAUCUCAGAAGAGUCUAUACUCCAAGUUUUGGGCGGAUUUAGAAGCUCGAGACUUUGAAUUGUCGUUCGACUCGCCGCGGAAUGAGCAAUUAUCUCUAUUUAAGCAUGGCCAGUUGGUGUUCGACCAUCUACUCUUGACCCCUCCCAAAUCAAAGGGCUACGGUCCUACACUCACUCCCAAGAUCCUCCUCGACUAUGUCAAUGCUGGAGGAAACAUUCUCCUUGCACUGUCCGCCGAAGCAGGCACUCCUUCCGCCAUCUCCUCCCUCCUUCUCGAGUUCGACAUAUUUUUACCCACAGACAAGCACUCCGUGGUAGUUGACCAUUUCAACUAUGACACUGUUUCCGCAUCUGAGAAGCAUGACGUUUUACUCGUCAGCCGACCCACUCUGUCAAGAUCAGACGUCGUUGAUUUCUUCGGUGGUGGAGGCAUCUUAGCCUUGCCUAACGCUGUGGGACAAACUCUCGGAAACAACAACCCUCUCCUGACACCACUACUGAAAGCUCCCGCCACAGCAUAUGCAUACAACCCCAAAGAUGAUACUGAGAGUGUCGAGGAUGUCUUUGCAACAGGGUCACAAUUGGCACUAGUGUCGGCAAUGCAGGCUCGCAACUCAGCUCGAUUUGUGGUCUUGGGUUCAUUGGAGUCAUUGCAAGAUAAGUGGUAUGGCGCCUCGGUGAAGGCUCCAGGAGGUGGAAAAUCAGUCAAGACGGUGAACCAGGAAUUUGCCAAGCAGGUGACAGAGUGGGUGUUCAAGGAGGUCGGAGUGCUCAAGGUUGUCUCGGUCAAUCACCAUGAGAUUACGCCUUCGAAGAAGCCCGGCGAGAAUUCCACACAACUCGGUCUGCUCAACCCUGGAAUCUACCGAAUCAAGAACGAUGUGAAAUACAGCAUCGAACUUUCACAAUGGUCUCAUACACACUGGGCGCCCUUCACCCCACCCGCCGCAGAUAGCUUGCAACUUGAAUUCAGCAUGCUUUCCCCCUUCCACCGCCUUGGACUGACGCCAACAUCAUCUUCCGCCAACAGCACAACCUUCUCAACCACAUUUACAACUCCCGACCAACACGGCAUCUUUGCCUUCAAAGUCAACUACAAACGACCUUGGCUCACCAACAUUGAAGAAAAGUUGCAAGUGACAGUCCGACAUUUCGCGCACGACGAAUGGCCACGAUCAUGGGCCAUCACCGGCGCAUGGCCAUGGAUUGCAGGUCUAUGGAGCGUCAUCGCUGGUUUCUUGGCUUUUGUCAUUCUCUGGCUCUACUCUGAACCGCCUAAGGAGGAUGGCCAGAGAAGGAGGAAGUUGAGUAUUUCCACUGCCAAGUAAGUGAGUAUUUGGUAGGUUUAUAGGAAACUCGGCGAGUCAAGUGACUGAAGUGAGUUUGUGCAGACGGCACGGGUGCGAGGGGAUAGAGAAAACAAAAGUGUAAUCAUAUAUACCGUCAACGACAACGUCAACGUCGACAGGCGAAGGAAGCGUCACUUUGCAUACGAGGCCACCAUGAAUUAUUAGCUAGAACGGUUAUGUUGUUCAUGGACAAGUCUUGAAGAAAAGUCAACCAAUAGAAAAUUGAAUGUUCAAGAGUAUUAU
Exophiala mesophila is the source of this 1876-nucleotide messenger RNA. RefSeq lists its product as uncharacterized. The coding region runs from base 182 to 1612 and encodes 476 amino acids. Gene Ontology annotation, cellular component: endoplasmic reticulum membrane; oligosaccharyltransferase complex. NCBI's taxonomy places the organism in Eukaryota, Fungi, Ascomycota, Eurotiomycetes, Chaetothyriales, Herpotrichiellaceae. The transcript is spliced from 4 exons. The record is from RefSeq and is a predicted model, not a curated record.